ACUAACUAAAUUCUCACUCUACAUUUAGCAAAGCCACCAUAUGGAUGAGCCAUCAAGUGAUGGCACAUCGGAGAAUCGACGUAAGGGCCCUGGAAAGCGUGCUACCGGAGCCGUGGAGCCACUAGCUUCUAUAACACUUCUGACUUCCACGGCUCCUUGUGGUGCAUGCAAGUUCUUGAGAAGAAAAUGCAUCAGUGGGUGCAUUUUUGCACCCCAUUAUGGCUCCGACCAAGGCGCGGCUCGGUUCGCGGCCGUGCACAAGGUGUUUGGAGCCAGCAAUGUGUCUAAGUUAUUGUUGCAUAUUCCGGCUAACCGGCGCCAUGAUGCGGUGGUCACUAUAACUUAUGAAGCUCAGGCUAGACUCUCGGAUCCUGUUUAUGGUUGUGUUUCGACCAUCCUUGCUUUGCAACAACAGGUGGCAUCCUUACAAGCAGAGCUAGCAGUAGUGCAGACACAACUAAUAAACAACAGAUAUGCAAUGGAAAAUGCUUUACAAACUUCACAACAACAACAUCAUCUUCAGCAGCAACAACUCCACCAAGAACAUAACAUUGCAAUUCUACAGCCAACUUACUCAAACAAUUCUUCUGUUUCAAACAACAACCUCAUCAACAACAUUAACAGUGCUAAUACUUUCAAUUCCACUGCUUUUGAUCAGCUGCCUGAUGAUACUUGUGCUACAAAUGUCCCUAAUAAUUCUCCAAGUUUUGAUCCCAUUCAUCAAGAGGAUGAGGAGGACGAAGAGAGUCAUAAUUCUAUUGCUUUUACUAAUCAAAUGUUUCAUUGAGUGAGAGGUCCACUAGAGAUACGAAUUUAUAUUAUUGAAGAAACAACAAGAUCUCUCGUUUGUCCUUUUCAGGCUAACGGUUUGGGAAAAAAAAUACUCACACACACCUCUUAAAGUCUUGUUAACAUUUUGCCAAUAACUGAGAUGUUUUACCAUGUCGAUAGAAAGUUAACUAUAUAUACGCUAUAUACUGGUAGUAAGGAUUUU
Nicotiana tabacum (common tobacco) is the source of this 994-nucleotide messenger RNA. RefSeq names its product LOB domain-containing protein 20-like. The record is from RefSeq and is a predicted model, not a curated record. Lineage: Eukaryota; Viridiplantae; Streptophyta; Magnoliopsida; Solanales; Solanaceae. Gene Ontology annotation, cellular component: nucleus. Gene Ontology annotation, biological process: positive regulation of DNA-templated transcription; hormone-mediated signaling pathway.